AUGCGCGUCCCGCCGUGCCAUGAGUCCAUGAGCUCGCUGCGGAUCAGCGUGGGAGGCCUCCCCGUGCUGGCGUCCAUGCGGCAGGGCGCGGACCCGCGCUUCCGCCUGCGCUGGAGGGCCAUCGCGCUCUCGUCGGCCGGCGCGGCGCUCGUGCUGCUGCUGCUCUGCCUGCACCGCGCGGGCCCGGCGCGCCCGGCGCCGCUCGGCCCGCGCGCCCGCCGCCCCGGCCCGCGCGCCGCCGACCGCUACAAUGACACCUACCCGCUGUCCCCGCCGCAGAGGAACGCCGACGGCGUGCGCUACCGCAUCGGCGUCAUCGCCGACCUGGACACGCAGUCGCGCGCCUCCCAGGAGCACACCUGGUUCAGUUACCUGAAGAAGGGCUACCUGGUGCUGUCGGACAGCGGGGACAGCGUGGCCGUGCAGUGGGACGAGGAGCCGAGCGUGCUGCGCUCGCACCUGGCCGAGAAGGGCCGCGGCAUGGAGCUCUCCGAGCUGGUCGUCUUCAACGGGAAGCUCUACUGCGUGGACGACCGCACGGGGGUCAUCUACCAGAUCGAGGGCGACAAGGUGGUGCCCUGGGUGAUCCUCUCGGACGGGGACGGCAGCGUGGGCAAAGGCUUCAAGGCGGAGUGGCUGGCGGUGAAGGACGAGCACCUCUACGUGGGCGGCCUGGGCAAGGAGUGGACCACGGCCACGGGGGAGGUGCUCAACGAGAACCCCGAGUGGGUGAAGGUCGUGGGCCACAAGGGCGACGUGGGCCACGAGAGCUGGGUGGCCAACUACAACGCUCUGAGAGCCGCUGCCGGCAUCCGACCCCCAGGCUACCUCAUCCACGAGUCGGCGGCCUGGAGCGACACUCUGCAGCGCUGGUUCUUCCUGCCGCGCCGCGCCAGCCACGAGCGCUACAGCGAGACAGCCGACGAGCGCCGCGGCGCCAACCUGCUGCUCAGCGCCACGCAGGACUUCGGCCACGUCACGGUGACGCGCGUGGGCGACGUGGUCCCCACCCACGGCUUCUCCUCCUUCAAGUUCGUGCCGGACACGGAUGACCAGAUCAUCGUGGCGCUCAAGUCGGAGGAGGACAACGGCAAGAUCGCCAGCUACAUCAUGGCCUUUACUCUGGACGGGCGCUUCCUCCUGCCCGAGACCAAGAUAGGGAGCGUGAAAUACGAGGGCAUCGAGUUUAUUUAAGACUUCUGCACUGGACCGGCGGGC
Messenger RNA from Nothoprocta perdicaria, 1218 nucleotides. It is a transcript of the gene CANT1, whose product is annotated as calcium activated nucleotidase 1. Gene Ontology annotation, biological process: proteoglycan biosynthetic process. The coding region runs from base 1 to 1194 and encodes 397 amino acids. Lineage: Eukaryota; Metazoa; Chordata; Aves; Tinamiformes; Tinamidae. The record is from RefSeq and is a predicted model, not a curated record. The transcript is spliced from 3 exons. Gene Ontology annotation, molecular function: calcium ion binding; UDP phosphatase activity; GDP phosphatase activity.